Molecule: messenger RNA, 2661 nt
Organism: Rotaria sp. Silwood2
Lineage: Eukaryota; Metazoa; Rotifera; Eurotatoria; Philodinida; Philodinidae
Source: the annotation of a GenBank genome assembly
AUGUAUUCAAUUAUGGAAUCACGUCGUGCUACUGUUUCAUGUAAAAAUUUAUUUCCAUCAUCAACUAAUGACCGUUCAAUACCGUCAUCAUCAUCUCGACGACAUGUUAAUAAUAAUUCAAAUAUAAAACGAAAUAAUAAUAAUAAUAAUAAUAAUAAUAAUAAUAAUAAUAAUAACAACAAUAACAAUAAUAAUAUAUCUACACGAUCACCAAAUCAUUCAACAAAAUCACAGAAAAAAUGUGUUGAUAUACAAGAUGAAAAUCUUUCAAAUUCAAAUGUCUUUCAAGUACCAUUUCGUACUGAGCAAAUAAAUGAAAAUGGAAAAAAAAAUGUCUUAAAAACUAAUAAUAAAUUAUUACGAACAUCAUUAAAUCCACUUUCGCCUGAAUUCUAUUCUACUCGUCAAACUUCAUUUUUAUCACAACAUAAACAAGAUAUUAUAUCAAGCAAUUUUAAAGUUCCACUAUUAUCCGAAACAUCGGAUUAUAGUAGUGGUACUGAUCUUGAAUUACAAUCAAUUCAAUAUAUGUCACCAAACACAGAUUCAUCACCAUUUAUAUUCGAUUUUGACGAACCAUCAUUUUCAAAUUCAUUAGAAAAUGCAAAUAAUCAAACAACAUCAAUACGUCGUAUAUCUUUAUCAUCAUCUUCGUCAUCAUCAUCUUCAACAUCACCAUCAUCAAGUAUCAGUAAUCUUUCUUCAUUAUCGUCUUCAUCUGAACUUCAAACAAAUUUUAAUAAUCAAAAUCGUUUAUCGAAUAAAAAAAAUUUAUCAUUAAAUAGCAAUAACAAUAAUAAUAAUAAAUCACACGAUUUAUUUAUAUGUUAUUGUGAAAAGGAAAAUAUUUCUAAUCGUAAACGUAAUCGUUUCAAUUCUUAUCCAGUACGACGUUAUACAGCAAUAAAUUAUUGUGAAAAUUGUCAAGCUAAACGUAUGAAAUAUAAUUUACGUACAAAAUAUUAUUCAAGUCGACAACAAAAACAACGUCUUAAUAAUAAUCGAUAUCAUGAUACAACAUUAACACCAAUUAAAUUUACUGUUAAUUUAACUGGUCUUAAUAUAAGUUAUACUAUAGAAUAUCAUGAUAACAUUAAAUGUACAUGUCCAACAACACUAAUACCAUAUGCAAAUACAUAUAUUAAUCGUUGUAAAUGUUUAUCAUUUAAUGAUUGGUCAUCAUUUUCAAUGAUGAAUUCAUUUAAUGUAUAUCCUAAUGAAUUAUAUUAUAUUGACACAAAUAAUAAUUCGUGGAUACAACAACAACAAGCAACAACCUCAGCAUUUAAUUAUCAUAAUUCAUAUUUAACAAAAUUGAAUAAUAAUAUAUCAUCAGUUUAUUUUGAUGAUAAUACAAUUGUUGAGGCAAUGGAAGAUUUACCAUCGUAUUACCUUCGAUGCCUAACACCACUACCAAUUGAAAGAGAGUCUAUUCAAUCACCACCAACACGAUCAUGGCUUCGUUUAGCAUCACCGAAUACAAAACAGUCAACAGCAAUAUUUACAGUUAUGAAUUAUAAUAUACUUUGUGAUAAAUAUGCUACAAGACAUGUUUAUGGUUAUUGUCCAUCAUGGGCAUUAAAAUGGGAAUAUAGACGAAAACAAAUACUUGAUGAAUUACGUUCAUAUGGAGCUGAUAUUAUUGCUCUGCAGGAAAUCGAAACUGAUCAAUUCCAUUUAUACUUUUUGCCUGAAUUACAAAAAAUUGGUUAUGAUGGUGUAUUCAGUCCAAAAUCACGUGCAAAAACAAUGUGCGAACAAGAUCGUCGAUUUGUCGAUGGUUGUGCUAUAUUUUAUCGUCAAUCAAAAUUUCGUUUAAUCAAAGAUUAUCUGGUCGAAUUUAAUCAAUUAGCAAUGUUAGCUGCAAAUGGUCCAGCAUGUCAUGAUAUGAUGAAUCGUGUUAUGACGAAAGAUAAUAUUGGUCUUGUUGCAUUACUUGAAACAAAAGAAGAAAUCUAUUCUCAUACAUUUUCAAAUGGUAUUUUACCAUCUGAUCAUAAAAAACUGUUAUUCGUUUGUACAGCACAUAUUCAUUGGGAUCCUGAAUAUAGUGAUGUAAAAGUUAUUCAAACAUUAAUGUUAUUAUCAGAAUUAAAAGCUAUUAUGGAAGAUGCAAUACAAAAACAUCGAAAAAGUUCUAAUGCAUCAAUUGAUUGUACUUCUGUACCAUUAGUUCUUUGUGGUGAUUUUAAUUCAUUACCUAAUUCAGGUGUUAUUGAAUUUAUGCGUAAUGGAAAAAUUUCAAUGAAUCAUGCUGAUUUUAAAGAUCUUUCAUAUCAAUCAUAUUUACAAAAAAUUAGUCGUGCUGAUGUUAAUUCAACACAAAGUACUGAUAUAAUACAUCAUUUUAAAUUACAAUCAGCAUAUGAAACAACAUCAUCUCCUAUAAUGCCUUAUACUAAUUAUACAUAUGAUUUUAAAGGUAUAAUUGAUUAUGUAUUUUUUUCAUUACAACUAAUGCGUGUACUUGGUGUAUUGGGACCACUUGAUCCUGAAUGGUUACUAUCAAAUCAAAUUGUUGGUUGUCCACAUCCAAAUGUUCCAUCAGAUCAUUUUUCAUUACUUGUUGAAUUCGAAUUAGAUCCAACAAUAUCUGAUAUAUCAAAAAAUUAUAAUUCUAAAACUUCAAUAACAACGUCAUCUAUUCUUACAAGAAAAUAA